AUGAAGCCUUCCGACAUACCACCCGCAAACGAAGGUUUGUCAACAUUUACAUGCUUUCCACAUCUUCCUCCCGAGAUCCGCGAAAUGAUAUGGAAGUGCCUGAUCCCAGUGCAACGCCACCUGAGGAUAGAAGGCCGCUACGGAGAGCCAACCAAGAUUGGGUCUUUCUCAAUCUCUGAGGGAUUCUACCUCUCUCAAGUCUGCUUUGAGAGUCAAAAAGUCCUUCAUCGUGUUAUCGCAUAUGAGACUGCGAAAAAGGGCGACGAUGCUUCUAAUGAUGAACCUUUCGGCACAGUUCUCCUGACAACACUGGAUGACCCGUCACUGGAGAUCUUGUCUUCCCUAACAGCCGAUAUCGAUUGUAUUGCUGUACGAUGGCCCGUCGGUACAGGACAAGUGGAAGAGCUUCAUGCAGCUCUACACAAGAGGGUAGCUGCUGGUGGUCAACAGAUAAAAGCCAUCUACACUGGGAUAUCAUCGGAACUUCGAGGCGAGUUACGACACCGGAGGAAUCACUACAUGACACCACUCGCUGAUUUCGAAGUCAUGACCAAAGACGAUGCUGAAAUAUACCGGAACUCCAGGGACUUCUUAUUUUUUACACAAUCGAGGCUCGAAUACUACAUCUACGAAUCUCGGGAUUUUGAGAGGGCUUCAAAAGAGCUACGCUCGACCUGGGAGAGACUUCCUUCCAAGGACGGAAUCGCAGAACCGGUGAUAAAGCCAGGCUUUAUCUUGACUCGCGCAGCCAGAAUCCAUUGA
This is a messenger RNA of Fusarium mangiferae, 762 nucleotides long. RefSeq lists its product as uncharacterized. Bases 1 to 762 code for a protein of 253 amino acids. Lineage: Eukaryota; Fungi; Ascomycota; Sordariomycetes; Hypocreales; Nectriaceae. The record is from RefSeq and is a predicted model, not a curated record. The transcript has a single exon.